Messenger RNA from Malassezia restricta, 1587 nucleotides. Its product is annotated as GTPase binding protein Rid1. The record is from RefSeq and is a predicted model, not a curated record. Gene Ontology annotation, biological process: actin cytoskeleton organization. Lineage: Eukaryota; Fungi; Basidiomycota; Malasseziomycetes; Malasseziales; Malasseziaceae. Bases 1 to 1587 code for a protein of 528 amino acids. The transcript has a single exon. Gene Ontology annotation, molecular function: small GTPase binding; actin binding.
AUGGUGUCAGUUGACCAGGAAAAUGUCCCGCCUAGUUUUGGUCUCGGAGAUGCCCCACAAACACCGAGGAGAGGAAUAAAACGCAAUGCUUUCGCAUCACUACCGCUCAAUGCGCCCAAACGCGUCUUUCGCACAUACAAGCAACACGAUUCACAUGCGGUCGUUCCCUCCGUACCAGACUAUGAUGUGGUCCAUUCUUUGCUAGAUGAGAUCGAAUCUCUUGAUAUUGACUCAGGAACGCGUGAUCACAUCAUCGGAAUACACAAACAGUCUGUUGCUCAACCUGCACGUUCUGCACGUCGUUCGAUAUUCUCACGUGCUGAAUCACAUCGACCACGUCGCAUGAGGCCUGGCCACGUUCUUCAACAUAUAAGCCAACCUUUGAGCAGCAUCUCUAUCGAACAUAUGCGGCGAUUGCGCGUAGCUUUAGCCUCCGAGUCACCUGCUUGGCUUCAUGACUUUUUACAGGCAGGUGGAUAUGAAACGCUACUUGCACAUCUUGACUCACUCUUGCGCAUGGAAUGGCGUGAAGAGCAACAUGAUGAUACCCUUCUCUUUGAAAUUCUCCGAUGUAUGGUUGCACUCGGUUCUUCCCAGACUGGACGGCGCGCAUUGUUACGUCAUGCGCCCAUGCCAUUCGAACAUCUUUGUGUGGCAAUGUUUGAAGGGAAUAUUCCAAAAGAGCUCGAAACAAGACGUCUGAUCAUCGUUCUCCUGCACAUUCUUGCGCAAGAGCAAUUGCAUUCAGACGCACUCGCUCAACGAACCAUGCACAAGGUACGCGACGAAGAUGCCGCAUGCAUAGCACAUGCACCAGACAAAUGUCACGGAGCUAUUUUGGCUGCUAUGCUUCUGCAUACGCCGAGUCCACCUUCGAAACGCAACACGGUGGAUUUUCUUCAGAACGUGCAUGAGCACAGACCUUUGCGUUGUUAUGUGGAAGAAUUACAUCGUGUCUGCCAUGAUUUUUUCUGGAUCUUUUGUCAUGAACAUAAUCAGGUCUGGGACUGGGAUAAUAUGGAUCAACGCGCGGCCUUCGCACCUCGUGUUCCUAGUGGCAUGACAGGCAGUGUCGAAUGGGAAGCGAUCAUGUAUCUGACUACGCACCUUUGCUUUUUAAACACUAUUCUUUCUUUCUUUGUGCAAAAUGAUCCACCUGGUGCUAGGGCUUUUGUCUCGGAGCUCACCAAAUCAAACUUCCCAAAAGUGCUAAAUAUACUUCGCAAGGCAUCCCAGACAUACUAUUCUGCUUUGCAUGCCGAACUUGCACAUUGGCAUUCGCUUUCUGACCAGGUGCGAUAUGCAGAUCUGGCCAAUUUACGCCCGAUUACUUCAAAACCCAAACGUACUCCCUCGACAGAGUCCAAGACCUCUGUGCGAAAUGCGUCUAUUUAUUACACGCCUUUGAUGCCCUCAGAGCCGUGGAUGCCAAGACAGGGUGUCUCAAAUAUACGUCAUGUAAGUACGGAAAGUGAAUCUUUCCGUAUAUCCCCAAGCAUUCCAGAUGAGCCUCUUGAUGUUCACUCCGAUGUGGCUCAGCCGCUAAAUAUUUUAGGCGAUGUGGAGAUAGCCCAUGUUGGUUUCUAG